Messenger RNA from Heterotrigona itama, 453 nucleotides. The record is from the annotation of a GenBank genome assembly. Lineage: Eukaryota; Metazoa; Arthropoda; Insecta; Hymenoptera; Apidae.
AUGCGUGGCUCUAUUUUGGCAUGGUAUGUGGCAAUUUGGACGCAACGCGUUGCACCUCGACGAAAUCGAGCCUCAGCCGUUGUGUUUCAUAGUGCGGCAAGCAGGAACACGGGGACGCAGAAGGAUAGGAAACCUCGAGUUUGCGGCCCGGACAGUAGUGCGGAACGUUGUAGCAUCGGCUUUCAUCGCAGCCGGGCCGGAUGCCGCCGCUACCACGGAAUUAUACUUGUCUGCCGCGUAAUUGCCGAGAUUAAUUAUGUGCGAGAUGAAAUUCUUGGUCGCCUGUCGAUAGCAAAUGCAAGACUGACACGUAAGAAAGAAGAAGAAGAAGAGAAAACAGAAAAUAGCAGAAGCGCUGCUGUCUCUCGUGUUCACAAAAAUGGGACGUAUGGCGUAACCGGAAGUACGGUGGAUCCGUGGUUAACUGCACGAGACAAGUCAGAAGAGAAAUAA